ACGCUGCGCGGGCGCAGGACUUGUAGGGAGCACGUAGCAUGCAUAUUUUAACAUACAAAUCCAUACCCAACUAAUAAAUCAUUUUUUUUAUUCACUUAUAAGUUCCAACCUUAGCUGACUAUACACUUACUGUAAAUUAUUUCCUAUUCAACUUGUGGUUAAAAGUACCUGGGCAGUUCACUUGUUAUUUUAUUUAUUAGCAUUUGAAUUAAAACUUUAUUUAGUACAAUAUUUUAAACUCUGAUGUUAUUAUGUUGAACUUAUAUAAUUUAUUUUUUUUGCUGGUCGUGUGUGAAUGUGGUACAGUACCCCCUAAUAUCGUUCUUAUUGUUGCUGAUGAUUUGGGCUGGAACGAUGUUGGCUACCACGGCUCGAACCAGAUUCCGACGCCAAACAUCGACGCGCUGGCGGGUGGCGGGCUCCAGCUUCAUAACUACUACGUGACGCCCAUCUGCACGCCCUCCCGAGCCGCGCUCAUGACCGGAAAAUACCCCAUACACACGGGUAUGCAACACACUGUAUUGUUCGGCGCAGAGCCACGUGGUUUGCCGCUAUCAGAGAAACUUCUGCCGCAAUACCUCAAGGAUCUGGGAUAUAAAACACAUUUAGUUGGUAAAUGGCACCUUGGCUCCUACAAGAAAGAAUACUUGCCUAUGUACAGAGGAUUCGACAGCCACGUUGGAUUCUGGACCGGCAAGAUUGACAUGUACGACCAUACCAAUCAGGAAAAAGGUCAAUGGGGCUUCGACUUCAGGCGAGGUUUUUCAGUAGCUCAUGAUCUCUUCGGUGAAUACGCAACGGAUAUUUACACGAAGGAAGCGGUCAAGGUAAUACAUGGACACAAAAGAACUGAACCACUAUUCUUGAUGGUGGCACAUUCUGCGGUACAUUCCGGCAAUCCAAGUGAAUAUAUCCGCGCACCAGAAAACCUGCUGGCUAACUUCACUUACAUCAACAAUUUCCAAAGGAGGAAGUUUGCUGCGGUUCUAACGAAACUGGACGAGUCGGUCGGCAAAGUGAUGGAGGCACUAGAAGGCAAGGGUCUGUUAGAGAACAGUAUUGUGAUAUUCACCACUGACAACGGAGGACCCGCGGAAGGGUUCAACGAUAACGCGGCAUCCAACUACCCUUUGAGAGGGGUCAAAAAUACCCUCUGGGAAGGUGGAGUGAGAGGUGCCGGUCUCAUAUGGAGUCCACUGAUCGAGAAGAAAUCCCGCGUGGCCAGGCAGAGGUUCCACCUGGUGGACUGGCUGCCGACACUACUCAGCGCUGUCGGAGCUAAUGUUAGCUCAUUGCCUCUCAUAGACGGAGUAGACCAAUGGGACAGCCUAUCGAAAGAUCUGGAAGCAUCUAGAACGAGUAUAGUCCACAACAUUGAUGAUAUUUACGGAAGCGCUGCGAUCACCGUUGGAAAAUGGAAACUGCAUAAAGGAACAAAUUAUGGGGGCGCGUGGGACUACUGGUACGGGCCGGCAGGUCGCGAGGGGGCCUAUGACGUCACUCGGGUACAGACCUCGCUCGCUGGAGUCGCACUCAGCAGAAUGGGUCUAAUGCCCGAUAAGGAGAAGAUAUUGGCACUCAGAGAGGAAGCUACAAUAAAGUGCGACAGGAAAAAUCAGAUAAUUUGCAAUCCACUGAAAGCGCCGUGCCUGUACAACAUCGAGGAUGACCCGUGCGAAAUGAAAAAUCUUGCCAACCAAGAACCGUCAGUGGUAGCACAACUUCUGGAGGAGUUGGCCAAAGUGAACCGGACGGUCGUACAUCCAAACAACAAACCCAUCGAUCCCACUGGAAACCCCAUGUAUUGGGGAUACGUUUUCACCAACUUCGGCGAUUACAAGAACCCUCCACUAAAUAUUGAAUACUAAACGGGGUUUUAAUAUUUUAGAAUGGAACUAGGCUCACUGUCUGCCACACGUAGACUUACUGUAUUCCAAUAAUGGCAGCCACGCAUGAAACUUUUAUUAAUUAACUAACUGUUGCCAGACUACUUCGUCCGCGUUUGUUACGGUUUUAACAAAAGUCCUUGAGUAUGUACUGUUUAUUUUCCUGGAAUAGAAAGUAGUAACAUAUUACGACCCCGUCUUUCCAACUAACUGUCCGUCUUUACAAAAAAUCCAUUUGGUUGUUUUCUUAGUCAGGGUUCAAAGGAAGGACAUACAAACAAACAAAAGCAGUUUCGCAUUUAUAUUAGCUUUUUUUUUGUUGAAGGAAGAAUCUUUUUUAAAGAUUUACGAUUCUCUGCUGUAGAAUUCGGGUGGGAUUUCUGCCCACUAAAGCCAGCCUCAGUACAUAUUGGGAGGCUGCGGGAUCUCCUGGGAACGCACUGGUGCACAACGCUUGUAGCUCGUCCCGGAAAGAUUAAUGAUUCCCGACCUCAUGUAGGUACGUCGCUGUAAGGUAAGGUAACACAAGUUGCUUUGCUUUAGCAUUUAGCAAGCGGCUGUCUUCCCGGGGUCGUAAGUAGAGGUGAAGACGUGACUGCUAGUCCCAGUUGAACCGAUCACAACCCUUUUUUUUUGGCGUCGUGGAAAAUCUUUAUUGCUACCUCCGACCCUUGGGCAGAACGGAGGUUAUGUGGGACUCUUUUCAACUAACUCUAUGUCAAAAAUCAAGUGGAUUGGUUGCUAAGUUACAGUGUGAGGGAAGGACAAACAAACAUGCGCAUUCGUAUUUAAAACAGAUCAAUACAAAUCAUUAAUAGACGAAUGCUAAGUAAUCCUUUCGCUUCCUAAUAAAUUGUUAAAUUUGGUAUUGAACAAUUUUUACCUUUAGCAAUAAGACAAAAUACUAUUAGAUAACAAUUGUAUGAUUUUCCAAUUAAGACUGAGAAUUAGUAAUCUGUGAAAGUAAGUGGUUGUAUGCAGGUUGUAUUAAUUUAAUUUAAAGAAAAA
Messenger RNA from Pararge aegeria (speckled wood butterfly), 2894 nucleotides. Its product is annotated as arylsulfatase I. Bases 252 to 1868 code for a protein of 538 amino acids. The transcript has 12 exons. NCBI's taxonomy places the organism in Eukaryota, Metazoa, Arthropoda, Insecta, Lepidoptera, Nymphalidae. The record is from RefSeq and is a predicted model, not a curated record.